Molecule: messenger RNA, 2714 nt
Organism: Bradysia coprophila
Lineage: Eukaryota; Metazoa; Arthropoda; Insecta; Diptera; Sciaridae
Gene: Tpst
Product: tyrosylprotein sulfotransferase
Biological process (GO): peptidyl-tyrosine sulfation
Cellular component (GO): Golgi apparatus
Molecular function (GO): protein-tyrosine sulfotransferase activity
Source: RefSeq, a predicted model, not a curated record
CUAGGUUGAUUUUUGUUUUAAGAUCAGUUAGUCACUUCCAUUCAGUCAAUCUGUCAAGAUAACUUCAGUACUCCACAUAUUCUAACUGGCACAUCAACACUCAACUUCCAGAAGUGAGCCAAGAACUGAUACAAAAUAACACAAAUAAAUGAAGUGAAGUGCACAUUUCCGUGUCUUGUGUUGUUGAUAUUAUUAAUUGUGUAAAACAUUUUAAAUGGUAACUUCGAGUCUCAAAAGGUUUUUUGUUUGUUCUGUUUAACUAAAAUUUCGUGCAUUUUUGUGUAAUUAUUCGAAAUGAAUAAUUGAUUACAAAGUGUUUUUGUUAUUCAAUUGAUCUAGAUACAAUUUUGUUGGUAACACGGUCUUAUGUUUUGAUUCGGUUAUUUAACCAUCUCGGUUUCAGUUUCUGCCAACUGAGUAAAUGAUAUAAAACUAAUUUUGUAAUUGUCAUAAUAAUAAAUGUGUUUGUGUGUGCGGUGAGCCAGUUUCCAGUGGUACAUUGAAUUUACUCUCUUUCCUACAACUUCGGAUUACGCGAUUGACGAUUUCAUGGAUUAUUAAACAGCUGUUGUGCAGUAAUCAGAAAAAGAAACGGAUGAAGAUGAGACGAUGUAAUGGUUUAACAUUUCUUCAAUAAAACCGAACGAAGACAAAAAGAAAAUGCUGCGGUGAAUCACAACACGAAUGCUAUGAGUAUUUACACGAAAACAAAGCAACAACAUUAUCAUCGUCAUAGAAAGGACAUUCGGUUUUUCCAGGGAUCAUCAACCCGUUUAAUCAGAAACGGUGACAUAACUUAAAUGGAAAAAUCGUUCUCGCUUUUUUAUUUCGUUUAAACUUCUGUAUGGUGAAGGGUGCGUGUAGCAUUUGUGUCGUUCAUUCAACAAUCAUGCGAUUAGUGUACAGAAAUCGUAGAGCAGCGCUAUUGCUGGUGCUGUGCAUAUUUGGUGUGUCUAUGUUACUGAUCAAGUAUUCAGAACUCGGACCGACAUGCUUAUUUAAGGAGGAUCAGCAGCCGUCAAUUAUGCUGAGAGAUGAGAAAUUCGUGGUGGGUAGUGACCAAAAAGUAUAUCCGUAUCACAGGAAUAUGCCAUUAAUAUUCAUUGGAGGCGUUCCACGGUCUGGGACAACGUUAAUGAGGGCUAUGCUGGAUGCACAUCCCGAAGUUCGUUGUGGCCAAGAGACUCGAGUUAUUCCCCGGAUAUUGCAAUUAAGAUCGCAUUGGUUGAAAUCGGAAAAAGAGAGCGUUAGACUGGAAGAAGCUGGCAUUACCAAAGAGGUGAUGAACAGUGCAAUAGCACAAUUUUGUUUAGAAGUAAUCGCAAAGCAUGGUGAUCCGGCACCAAGACUGUGUAACAAAGAUCCGCUGACUCUAAAAAUGGGAUCGUACGUUAUUGAGCUGUUCCCCAACGCAAAAUUUUUAUUUAUGGUCCGUGAUGGACGUGCAACAGUUAAUUCAAUUAUCUCACGUAAGGUGACAAUAACCGGCUUUGAUCUGACCAGUUAUCGUCAAUGUAUGACAAAAUGGAAUCAUGCAAUUGAAACAAUGCACAAUCAGUGUAAAGAGAUUGGACGUGAUAAAUGUAUGAUGGUCUAUUACGAACAGCUAGUCCUCCAUCCCGAAGAGUGGAUGCGAAAGAUAUUAAAAUUUGUCGAUGUGCCAUGGAACGAAUCGGUUUUACAUCAUGAGGAAUUUAUCAACAAGCCGAACGGUGUUUCGUUAUCAAAAGUUGAACGUUCAUCGGACCAAGUAAUUAAGCCAGUCAAUUUGGAAGCAUUAUCUAAAUGGGUGGGCAAUAUACCGGAUGAUGUGGUGCGGGAUAUGGCUGACAUAGCACCAAUGCUUUCCAUACUCGGCUAUAGUCCGUAUGCAAAUCCACCCGAUUAUGGCUCACCAGACUCAUGGGUUCAAGACAAUACAUUCAAGGUGAAAGCGAACCAAAAGCUCUGGGAACAUAAAGCAAAACAAAUCUUAAAGCGCGACGAACCACAACAAGAAGAUAACUCUAAUCCAGACGACACAGAUUUGCCGGAUGGUGGUGGCGUUGGUUUUGGUAGCAACAAUAUCGGUAACGAUGUUCGUGUCAAUGAUGUGGAAAAAGAGAAAACAUGAUAUCAAUUUUACGGUGAAAAAACAGAAAGAUCUCUUUUGAUAUAAAAUCUGUGUGAGAGAAAAAAAAAUGGAAGCAUUGGUGGGAGUUGAACUUUUUUUUUCCUUUUGAAAAACUAAAUGGCAUAAUGAACGUCAAUGAUAAAAAAAACGUUUUUUUUUGUGUGUGAAAAUAAAAUGCCGAGUAAAAGAACAUUGUGUGUUUGCUGGUUAGAGAAAUGCAGUGUAAAGUGUGUGUCUUUAAAAAAUAAAAUGAAGAAAAUAUUGUAAGCAGGUGCGAUUCUAAGUGCAAUUCGCAGAGCGUAUAAUUCUUUACAUAAUAAAAUUGAAAAGAAAAGAGUUUUCCGGAAGACCACGUUCCCGUUUAAAUACUUUUUUGUUUUAGCUGUUGUGUAUAUUAAGAAUGUUUGGCAGAAGAAACACAAAAUCAUAUAAAUAAAUAGUUAGUUUAUAAACAUUACAUAAAUGACAAAUUUAAAAUGCGUAUAUAUAUAUAUAUAUGAAUGUGUACAUAAAAUUUAAAAAAAAAUCUAAAAUAAUUUGUACUUUGUACUUAUCAAUGACAAAAUAUACGAAGGAAACAUUUAAACGUUAAACAAUUUCA